GUGUCGAUGCAGCACUCUGGCCCCACGCAUUCCCGCAUUUGUGUUAAAAGUUUUCCGCAUAUCGAUCACUUGCAGAAGUAGGGCGGCCCCUCAGCUGCAUUCAUCUUGCGGUGCCCUGCGUGAAGCCAGCGGUAUCCACUUUCGUUUUCCAUUGUUGGCAAAGGUGGUCGCUACCCUCUCAGUUGCGGCGCCCUGCAAGAAGAGUCGCCUCAUGCGCUCCCUUUCUUUGCUCGUGAGUGGCGCCUCAAGCAGCAUGUGCAUGUGCCUUUAAUUGGCGCUCCAUGCGCCCGAGGCUGCAGACGGGAUUACACGGCCGGGCUGGCGGAAUAAUCUUUGACGUCACAUACAGAUGCAUUUCUUCUACUCAAUUAUUGUGUUCGUUCGCGGGUGACAAGCCUUCGUCUACCACGUGGAGCGUAACAUAAACAAGAUGGAGCGACAGGCGCUCCGUGCCGCGUUGCUGGCCUUCCUUGUGGCCAUCACAGUGCCCCGCGCCCCAUCUGAGGCCAGUGGAUCAGAAACUGAACCAGACUUCAUUGUUACCAUUCGCUCGAAUGGCGUGCAGGAAAAUACUCAGCAAGUGUUUUCGCUCCGACCUUCCGCAACUCUCCGCGUGGUUGACGAGAGCGCCAAAGCCUUCUUUCUGCCGCAGUCGGCAACUGCCGACCAAGAUUCGGCGCCAGGCUACAAUUUUGCUUAUGUAUUUGAGAAUGGUCGCUGCAACUUUGAAAGAACUGUCGCAUACAAGGAUGCUUUCCCGGGACACUCCCAACCCUUGUGGGUUCGAUCCGCAUCUCACGAGAACGCCGGUGGAAACGCGCCUGAGGACGGUAUUCCGAUCUACACAUUUACGAACCCUCCUGCGGAGCAUUUGAAUGGUGGAGUCAGUUUCUGUGUGAGGUUCACGACAGACUCCACAGCGACAUCCACCACGACGACGUCCCCGACAACGGCAGCAGUAGUGACAACAUCUGAUGCUUCAGCAACCUCUGCAAGCGCGUCAACUGACUCUACUGCCAGUGAUGCGUCGACAUCUCCGGGCAGUGGCAGCACAGGCCAGUCGGAACAAUCCGGUGGAGGCACGUCAGCUGAAGACUCUGGAUCUGAGACGGGACCUAGCGAACCCUCGACGCCCAGCGACGGUAAUCCCCAAAACUCGUCGGGUGUAGGCAAACGUAACCACGAAAUUGAUCAAGGAGGAUCCGAAACAACAGACGGCGAUGGCAGUUCAGCCGCUACUCAUCCGUCUGCAGGUCUGGUUGGACCAUCCAAGCAACAAGAUCAUACAAAUCCGCCAAGUCCUGGAACUUCUCCUAAAGAGCCUGAUGCGUCCAAUGGCAUGGCCGAACAAUCCCAAAACACACAACACAGCACAAGCAACGGAUCCCCUCCACUUGCAGGCAACGCAGACGCUUACGGCGAUGAAGAAUUAAAUACUGCGCAGUCGUCCAAGACGCCAGUAUCUCAACGCAUUCCUCCCGCCAGUCCUGUCAUGGAGGGAGCUGCUUCUGAAGACCUGACCGCGCGCUUGAGGCGGCUUUCUGACACAGACACUUCAGCAGUGAAAUACUUGACGAUCGUCGUGCACUCCGCAGCUGCGGGCUCAUCAGCAGGCACACUGACACUGUCAGGCGCUUUGCUAUCAGUAGUGGCAACUCUUAUGUUUGCCUUCUAUUUCUAG
This is a messenger RNA of Toxoplasma gondii ME49, 1681 nucleotides long. Its product is annotated as Toxoplasma gondii family A protein. The coding region runs from base 431 to 1681 and encodes 416 amino acids. NCBI's taxonomy places the organism in Eukaryota, Apicomplexa, Conoidasida, Eucoccidiorida, Sarcocystidae. The transcript has a single exon. The record is from RefSeq and is a predicted model, not a curated record.